Messenger RNA from Dentiscutata erythropus, 187 nucleotides. NCBI's taxonomy places the organism in Eukaryota, Fungi, Glomeromycota, Glomeromycetes, Diversisporales, Gigasporaceae. The record is from the annotation of a GenBank genome assembly.
CCAACAAGAAACCACUGUAGUAGGAACCAUAACGGCAACAUCACGUGGACCUACUGUAACUAUUACUCAAACAACAACAUCAAGUAAAUCUUCCCCUACGUUUACAUAUUCUCCUUCUUCUCCUCCCACUACAAAGUCUACUUCCACUACUACUAUUAUUUACACUAAAUCUAAAAGCCCUAUGUAA